AUGGCGCCCAUUCCCAUCACCAUCGUCACAGGUUUCUUGGGAUCCGGCAAGACGACACUCCUCCUCAAUCUCCUACCCCAACUCCGCGCUCAAAACCCCGCAUACAAGCUUGCGCUCGUCAAAAAUGAAUUCGGCGAUCUAGCAAUCGACAGCCAACUCGCAUCUUCAUCUUCUAUAACCGGCGUACGAGAACUUCUCAAUGGCUGCAUAUGCUGUAAUCUUGUUGGACAGUUAGAUGUAGCUCUCGAAGAGCUGCGAAAGACCAUCAAUCCAGACCGAAUCGUCAUCGAAACCUCCGGGAGCGCAUUCCCCGCUACAUUAGCGAUGGAAGUCAAUCGACUGGCAAGAGAUACCAAAGGCGCAUAUGUGUUGGAUGGCGUGGUGACGGUCAUAGACGUCGAAAACUGGAAAGGCUACGAAGACACGAGUUAUACGGCCAAAAUUCAAGCCCGAUAUACAGACCUGAUCGUGUUGAAUAAAUGGGAGAUUGCGGGAGAGAGAAGACUGGACGGGUGUCUGGAUCGAGUAGGUGAUUUGGAGGUCCAAGUUGCGACUGUUAAGAGUGAUAAAGGUAAGGUACCAGUUGAUUUGGUGUUUGGUAUAGACAACGCUUCGGCUCAGAGUCUUGGUGUUGCUGUGAAUGAAGAGCAUGACCAUUCACAUGCUAAGAGCCAUCAAAGUGAAGUCGAGGUCUUGUCAAUCACACUCACUGCGGAUUUCCCCUCAAAAGUUGAUGUUGAGAAGCUUGAAACUCUCCUCAAGUCAGCGCCGAAAGACGAAGUUUACCGAAUCAAGGCUGUGCUGGCUGCUUCUUCACCAAUACCCUCUCCCGACACAUCCCCUGAACCCUCAGAGAGCGGGCGAUAUAUACUGAACUGGGCAUUCUCCAGAUGGACUUGCACGCCAUUAAAGGCGGAAGAAGAGCAUGAGUCGAGCAGCGGCGUUGUAUUAAGAAUGACAAUGAUACUUGCUCGCUAUGAGAGCAAGAAGUGGAAAAAGAAGAUUGAAUCUCUCGAUUACAUAUCUCUAGAAGGUAGCGAAACAGGGAUUUUGACAGUUGAAAAGAUUGCGUGA
This is a messenger RNA of Hymenoscyphus albidus, 1074 nucleotides long. The record is from the annotation of a GenBank genome assembly. Lineage: Eukaryota; Fungi; Ascomycota; Leotiomycetes; Helotiales; Helotiaceae.